CUCUCUCUCUCUCUCUCUCCUUCCUUUCCCAUCCUCCGCACUCCGCUGUCGCCUCUUUCUCUCUCUACCGCUCAAUCUCUUCUUCUCCACAUAGCUUUUUCCGUUUCCACCCUUUUAAUUUAUUUUCUCUUUCGGACGCUUCAUUUUUCUCCUCCGCGUCCUUUUUUAUCUACCGCAGAAGCUAAACCUACAUCAUACGAACCACGCGAGUCGCCGUCGUCUUCGUCUACUUCGCCUUAUUUAAUUGGAGCCAGCCCUCUAUUUUCUUCUUUAGGUCAUUUCUCACAUCCAGAUCUUUGCAAGAUUGCUGACUGAGUCAUGGCGAUCGUCAAGAACAGCUUUAGGGUUUCUAGAAUGAACGGCGAUUUCUCACCUGUGACUCUUUCAAGCGAAGAGGAUGAUGAGAGCUCGGCGUCGCUGGCGUCGUCAAGCGACGGAGGUUCUGCUUCCGAUGCAGAUUCUGGCAUGGGUUCAGACGAGAUCGAUCUCUCCGAGUUCGGUGAGUCGGGAAUGGAGUUCUGCCAGGUGGGGAACCAGAGUUGUAGCAUCCCUCUAGAACUGUAUGAUCUUUCUGACCUUGGGGCGGUUCUGUCAAUUGAGACAUGGAACGAUUGUCUCACCGAGGAAGAGCGGUUUGCUUUGACCGAAUAUCUCCCCGACAUGGACCAGGAGGGUUUUGCCCUAAACCUAAAGGAGCUGUUUUGUGGGAUGAAUUUUCAUUUUGGAAGCCCUGUUAUGAAUUUCUUCAAUAGGUUGAAAGGCGGGUAUUUUGACCCGAGGGUAGUUCUUUACCGCCAAGGUUUGAAUUUAUUUAAGCGGCGACACUACUAUCAUUGGUUAAGAAAUUAUCAGAACUCCAUUCUGGGGAAUCUUGUUCAGAUUAGAGAUACUUGGAUGAACUGUAAUGGAUAUAGCAUUAAAGAGAAGCUGCGAGUUUUGAACAAGUUGAAACGAAAGAGGAGUUUCGGUUAUGAUAAGAAUGGAGAUUUGGGUUCUGAGACGAAUUCUGAAAGCGACAACUCUAGUGAGGAUUACUGGAGUAAAAGGUUCAAUAUGAAUCGUCGAGCUACCAAAUUAUCUCACAAAGUUCCUUCUGAGGUUUUCUCGCAAAGGAGCAGGUUGGAUAUGGAGCCAGCAAGGUUUGGCAAGGAGAAAUCUAAGGGAAUUUUGAAGAUUGCUUCCCCGAAGGGCUGUAAAAACAAUAAAGGUAGCAACUUUCCUUUGUUGUUUGACAAUGGAGCAGAGAAAGCAGAAAUGCCCAGAGUAUCACACGGUUUUGGCCAAAAAAGUUACUAUUCAGGAUUUGAUUUGCUUAAUGGCGGUGGCAGAGGAGUUGCUGGCAGCUAUUUUGAGGCGCAGGGCAAUACAUUUGCUGGGCAACGUGAAUGGAAUUCGUGUGGCAGAAUAAAGAUUUCUAGGUCCGGUUUGAUGAAAUCAAAAAAUAAGAAGGAUUUUCUGGAAGAGGAACCAAAAAGGUAUCUUGGGUUGCCUGAUUAUCUUGGCAGAGGCAGGAACUCUGAUCAGGAAGUUACCAUUGCUUCUUAUGACUUUGAUCCUGCUACGAGUGUGAAGAAACUGAAUCAUUCUGACAGGAACUUGAAGCAUACUGUGAAAGAUGGCCUUCAGCAUCGAUUGCCCAAAUCCAAAGUAUCUAAGGGUUCUGCUAUUACUCCUCCCUUCAGGCAACACAAAGUUUAUGAUGAAUCUGAUCCUCUCAACAAUUCUGAUAUGUUGGAUGACAGGAGUACAAGAGCAAAGAAAUUGAAAGCUGGAGAUCAUCAAUGUUUUGAUGCAAGUAGAAGUGGCAUUGAUUCAAAAGUUAAGUCUUAUAAAGUUCUUCCUGCGGAGAUGAGUGAACCGCUCUUUCAACCAGAAUAUAGAACAAAAAUUUCACAGGGUAAGCUGAGAGAUAAAUCAUCUCAUCAAUUACGAGCCAGUGAUAAAUAUUCAAGGGAUAGGCCUACCUAUGCUCAAAGUGAAGAGACUGAAUCAGAUUCUUCAGAUCAAGGUGAAGAAGCUGGGGAUGGUUAUCCGUACACAAGCAGAUCAGAACUUCCAAGUACUGCAACUGAAACUCGGCAGUCAAAAAUUGUUAAACCAGUACAUGAUCCUAAAAAAUCAAGUAAAACUGCAAAAUCCAAUAAAAGGGAUCGUUCUCAUCCACUCGAUGGUGGUAUGAGUGGUCACACAGCAGAAGAUGAGCCUUAUUGUAAAAAUGUCAAGCAGAAGGGUAAAACAAAUCGUAAAAGCUACUUGACUGAAGGUAAAUCAGCAAGGAAACACCAAGCAGUGCAUAUCAGUGAAGAGUCACAGCUUGCUUCACAUGGUUCUUAUGCUGUAGAGAGAAAGAGGAAAGGUUCAGCAAAUGCAUAUCACUCUUUCCAACAAGCAAAUGAAAAUUGUAAUCUUGGAAGUAGCAUUUUAGAUGAAGCUGAGGAUAAUUUUGAUGCAAAUACAAGUCUACAGGAUAUGCAGCUGCAAGAAGAUAGAUCUGUAAGCAAAAACAAAAAAUCUACUGAUUAUGCUUUUGAGAUUGAUCAUCACCAAAGUUCAAACAUCCCUGGGAUGGGUUGCAAUUCCUUGUUGGAGGAUAUAGGGAAGGAACAAGAUGGGUGUCUUGAAGGUCUGGAUGGACCUUCUUACCAGCAGUUUAGUUCAAAGAAGCAAAUUGAAGAUUCCUCUACUACCAAAAAGAGAGGUAAAAGAAAAGCCGACGUAGCUGUCUCUUCCCAUCUGUUACUCCCUGAACCAAUCAUUGUGGAGAAGGGUGCAUCUGAGUUAGAGCUUGAUACAAGGACACAGAGAAAAUCCUUCACUCUGAUAACACCCACCAUCCACACUGGCUUUUCCUUCUCCGUUAUACAUCUUCUUUCAGCUGUUCGGAAGGCCUUGGUAUCACCUCAUAUGGAAGAUAAUACAGAGAUUGGUAAUCAUCUUGAGAAGGUUACAGGAGAGCCAAAAAGGUUACCACAAGUUGCCAAUGACAUUCCUCAUUCUCAGGAUCAAAUGGAAGGCAGCUUUCUUGAGCCUUGCGGACGGAGUAGUUUCCCUUCUCUCACAAUUCAGGAGAUCGUUAAUCAUGUCAGAUCAAACCCUGGAGAUCCUUGCAUUCUUGAAACUCAGGAGCCGCUCCAGGAUUUGAUUAGAGGAGCUUUAAGGAUAUUCUCAUCUAGAACUGCACCGUUGGGAGCCAAGGGUUGGAAGGCACUUGUAUCAUAUGAGAAGUUGUGUAAAAGAUGGGCGUGGAUUGGUCCACUUUCUAUUAGUUCAUCUGAUAACGAUAAUGCUGAAGAAACUUCUGCCGAGACUUGGUGCAUUCCACACAAGAUGCUUGUCAAAUUGGUUGAUGCCUUUGCUAAUUGGCUAAAAAGUGGUCAAGAGACCCUUCAGCAAAUAGGAAGUCUUCCAGCACCGCCUGCCAUGUUGCCCGUCUUGGAUGAGAAGGAAAGAUUCAGAGAUCUCAGAGCCCAGAAGAGUCUUAACACUAUCAGGCCAAGUUCUGAAGAAGUAAGGGCAUAUUUCCGGAAGGAGGAGCUCUUACGAUACUCAAUUCCAGAUAGAGCCUUCCAGUACACUGCAUUUGACGGAAAAAAAUCCAUUGUAGCACCAUUGAGAAGGGGUGGCGGCAAGCCAACUUCAAAAGCACGCGAUCAUUUUAUGCUCAAGCCAGAUCGCCCACCGCAUGUCACCGUUCUUUGCCUUGUUAGAGAUGCCGCUGCCAGAUUGCCUGGAAGUGUUGGAACCAGAGCUGAUGUUUGCACUCUGAUCAGGGAUUCCCAGUAUAUUGUUGAAGAUGUCACUGAUGCACAGAUCAACCAAGUUGUCAGUGGUGCUUUAGAUCGUUUACAUUAUGAGCGUGACCCUUGUGUACAAUUUGAUGGAGACAGGAAAUUAUGGGUUUAUCUGCACAGGGACAGGGAAGAUGAAGAUUUUGAGGAUGAUGGUACAUCAUCCACAAAAAAAUGGAAAAGGCAGAGGAAAGAUACUACAGAUAAUUCUGACAUUGCAGCAAUGAAUGAUGCUAACAUUGUUGCAGCUGGGGACCUAACUAUGGUUGGUUCUUCUGGAUAUGAUUUCCAUCCUGAUCUUAAUGUUGAUUCAUCAGCUGUCGACAAUGGUGAACUUGUUUAUAGCGAUAUGAGGCCUACUAAGGAGAAUUUUCAGUCUUUUAUCAACACAUCGCAUUUAGAUAGACGUCAAGACAACCUCAUAAAUUGGGAGGUACUUGGGGUGAAUCACUUGCCGGAAAAUAAAAUGCUUUGUCAAGAGAACUCCACAAAUGACGAUUUUGAUGAUGAAUCUUUUAGCAGAGAUAGGACAGCUGCCUUCUUGAAUGGAAGCUUAUUGUGAAAUUGUUUUCCAUGAUCUCAAUAUGUGAUUCCAUGUUUCAGGAAUGAUCACGAGAAUUCAUUUUCGAGGACUUAAUUUAAGGUAUUCGAGGAUUCUAUAAGCUGAUUGAAGGGAAGACUCUUUGGGUUUGUGCAUGAAAUGGCUAAUGUGACUCACUGUAAAUGCGAUGUAUAGACGGAUGCGAGUGGUGAUUCCAUCCUCUGAUUGCUGCAAUUUGACUGAGGUAAACUGCCAGUUCUGUGAUUCGAUGGAGACUAUACAAGAAGCUGGGAACUUGGGCAAAUCAUGUAUAUGCAGAAGUUUCAUGGCUGGCUCCUCUCCAUAACUCUGAUUGCUGAAAUCCAAGCUGCUUCAGAGCUGAGCAAGCAAAGCCUUGUUCUACUGGAAAAUAUCCCCGUGCAUAAAUAAUUCAGACCUAUCAGAAGCAGCAAAAUCUAGCUCAGAUCUAAGACAAUUGGCGUGCUCAACAAGUACUCUCUCUAGAAGGAAUGAGGUAGAAAAAUCACUGAGUUCUCAAAAGCUUGAAGAAAGAGUAGUACUGCAAUUAACUAACCUGAAUGAAGCAUCUGCAUUAUCAAAUGCUCUUUUUCUCUUAUUGCGUACUUUGCCUUUUGAUAUUGUUCUUCUUGAUCGAGUAUCACCUUUUCACAUCCUUUCAAUUUAUUCUGGGCCAGAGGCAUAUACAAAAUGGAAUUUUAUUGCUUUUCAACGGCUAGAAAUAGAUGCAAAGGCCGUAAAUAUUAUACCUGACUAUUUUCAAUUUUUUCAAUUAACUCUGCAGUCAAAUGUUGUUGAGAAUCAUGGAGUUCUUGAAGCACAAUUAAUUGCUGGUAUUAGUAUCAUAUCAAGGUUAGAGCUUCUCUGAAAAUAAACUUUGAGAAUUGAUCAAGCUAUAGAAGACACCUUAUCUUUGGACUCCAAUUCUACUUGAUAUAACGGUCGGCAUGCGGCAAAUUGCUUCUUCCUCACUCAAUGGUCUAUCAAAACUCAAAAGAUUUCAACAGAUUUUGCCAAAAAAAACAAAAAAAACUGAAAGGACAAAAAGUUCUUAUUUCACAUGCCUGCACCGGAGAACAACUUGAACGUUGAGAUCUUUUUCCUUGUCAUUUCUGUUGCAAGAAGAAUAAGAGAGAUUCAUAGGCAUCUCUCCUAUUUUCCUCUGAAUGCCCUCCAUUUCCUCUGAGCUCGGAGAAGCAGAUAAGCACAUCAAAAACGGAUUUUCUUUUUCAAAAAAAUGGAUUUUUUCUUACUGUCAUGAUUACAAAGAAAGGACCUUUAGAUAGCGCGUUGAUGGAGGAAGAAGGAUGAAAAGGCAGUGAAGAGGAAAGUCACAGGGAAUUGCCGCCGGCGGCCGGUGGCCGUCGUUGAAAUCAGAGUAGAAAUUGAAACCUGAAGGCUUACAAUCUGAUAUUGAUUCAGUCUUUUCUGCUUUUCUGAUGCCUCCAAUGUGGUUCUUCAUCGCCAUAUUAUUUUUUAUGUAUCUGCUUACUCAAUCAAUAAAUAAUUAGAUUUAAUUAUCGAGACGACAUUUGGAGGGAAGAGAAUUCAUGAAAGCAACUCCCAUUUAACGGUUCUUUAACAGAAGGAAAUAGUUUUUAGGAGAAGUUCUACUAACAGUCAAAAGAGAGAGAUUGUUUCUU
This is a messenger RNA of Dendrobium catenatum, 5990 nucleotides long. RefSeq lists its product as uncharacterized. The record is from RefSeq and is a predicted model, not a curated record. NCBI's taxonomy places the organism in Eukaryota, Viridiplantae, Streptophyta, Magnoliopsida, Asparagales, Orchidaceae. The coding region runs from base 319 to 4350 and encodes 1343 amino acids. The transcript has 7 exons. Gene Ontology annotation, cellular component: Ino80 complex.